Pseudophryne corroboree (corroboree frog) is the source of this 682-nucleotide messenger RNA. Its product is annotated as inter-alpha-trypsin inhibitor-like. The record is from RefSeq and is a predicted model, not a curated record. The transcript is spliced from 6 exons. Bases 1 to 624 code for a protein of 207 amino acids. Gene Ontology annotation, molecular function: transforming growth factor beta binding; receptor antagonist activity; serine-type endopeptidase inhibitor activity. Gene Ontology annotation, biological process: transforming growth factor beta receptor signaling pathway. Lineage: Eukaryota; Metazoa; Chordata; Amphibia; Anura; Myobatrachidae.
AUGGAACUGAUGGAGCACAGUUUCCGCCCCGUUAUGGCUCACUUUAACCCCUGGAUAGCAGACAGUGAAUGUGAAGUUGCUGUAACCGAGGACCCUGGGGCAGGAUCGUAUCCCAGAUGGACGUAUGACCCGUCUCAGAAGUUGUGUAAAAACAUCCGACUGAAAGAGUCUGUCACUGGCAGCAACAUAUUCCAGACUAUAGCGGACUGUCAGAGACGGUGCAUCCAGGAGAAUGCCGAGGUUUACCCCAGAGCAGAUGAUGCGUGUGAUCUGCCGCAGGAAACAGGUCCCUGUAUGGCGUUGAUUCUCAUGUGGUAUUAUGACAAGACGCGUCAAGCCUGCGACACGUUUUUUUAUGGCGGCUGUCAGGGAAAUGGUAAUAGAUUCGACAACAAGGAUAAUUGUACAAAACUCUGUGUCAUCCCCAAGAAAGGAAAGUCCGGUGGUUCGUCUCUGUCGGAGGAACCCUCCGAUUCACAAAAUGAUGCAGGUCUCAUCAUUGGGAUUGUGUUUGGAUGUGUAUUUGGAGCAGCUUUCCUCAUCACCCUUGGAAUGUACCUAGCACAGAGGAAGAAAGUGAAGAAGCAGCAGCACAAGCUGGUCCCGGCCACAGAGAUGAAAUAACGUCAGUAAAAGAUGGAGAACAUGAAACGUUUUAUAAAGAAAAUACAUGAACAAUAAA